Solanum dulcamara is the source of this 1412-nucleotide messenger RNA. RefSeq names its product purine permease 21-like. Lineage: Eukaryota; Viridiplantae; Streptophyta; Magnoliopsida; Solanales; Solanaceae. Gene Ontology annotation, molecular function: purine nucleoside transmembrane transporter activity. The transcript is spliced from 2 exons. The record is from RefSeq and is a predicted model, not a curated record. Gene Ontology annotation, cellular component: membrane. Bases 121 to 1281 code for a protein of 386 amino acids.
GAUGAUGUGCGUUAUAUACUGCAAUUUCACAAAAAAGUUAAAAGACAAUUAUUACUACUACAACUACAAACAAAACAUAAAAGUCUACAUCCGUCUGAAAAACUUUGCUUUAUUUUUCCAAUGGGAGAACCUCAAGUAGAAAAUCAGCUCAACAUUUCUUUUGAAAAGGAAGCCAAUAUGGUGAAUAAUUUGACUUCAUGGCGUGAAAAAUACAAGAGAUGGCUUGAAAUAGGCUUCAAUUCCUUAUUAAUCCUAAUUUGUUUAUCAACUGCAACACUCCUCGGUGAACUUUACUACAGAGAAGGUGGAAAAAGCACUUGGAUGAAUUCAUUAGUACAAAUGGUUGGAUUUCCGAUACUUUUCCCUAUUCUCCUCUUGAAAAAGAGAGAAGAAAACCACGACGAUCAUACACACAAAAAUAAUAUCAACAAUCCGUCUGUUUGGAUGUUUUUAUCCGUCUAUGUUUUUCUCGGAUUUCUAUUAGGCGGAAGUUGUAUAUUAAACGCCGUCGGAUUAUUACACCUUCCCGUUUCAACAUUUUCGUUAAUUUCGGCUAGCCAAUUGGGAUUCAACGCCCUGUUCUCCUUCUUCCUCAAUUCCCAAAAAAUAACAACUUAUAUAGCAAAUUCUAUAGUCCUACUCACAAUUUCCUCAAUUCUCCUUGUCUUCCAACCCGACGAUUCAUCUUCAGGCGGAUCGUCAAAAGAAAAAGGCUACAUGCUAAUUGGGUUCAUCUGUACUCUCUUCGGUUCAGCAGGGUAUGCGUUGCUGUUAUCAGCGACCGAGCGAAUAUUCAGAAACAUCAUGAGAAAACGCACUUUGAAAGAAGUGAUGAAAGUAGUGAUUUGGCAAUCGUUUUUCGCCACUUGUGCAAUUCUGAUUGGCCUAUUCGCGAGCGGCGAAUGGAAAUGGAUUAAAACAGAGAUGCAAGAAUAUAAGCUUGGGCAAGUGUCAUAUGUCAUGACAUUAGUGUGGAAUGCAUUGACUUGGCAGAUUUACACAAUUGGUCUAUUAAGUUUGAUUAUGAAAGUAUCUGCAUUAUUUGCUAAUGUGAUUACUGCAUUAAGUGUUCCACUUAUUCCAGUUCUUGCUCUAAUUGUUUUCAAUGAGAAAAUGAGUGGGGUGAAAGUAAUUUCAAUGAUUUUGGCAAUUUGGGGAUUUUUGUCCUAUGGUUAUCAGCAGUAUCUUGAUGAAGUUAAGCUCAAAGCUGAUUUGUCAAAGGCAAAAGAAGAAUCUGAAGUAUCACUUGUUGAAAGUGGAAUGAAACAUAGACCUAGCUAAUUAAUAGUAUUAAUUCUACAAAAGAUUAAUGCCUUUUUUUUUUUUACUUUACUUUUAGUGUUAAUUUAUGGAUACUUUCUUAAUUUGUUUGCUCUAAUAAUUAUAUCUCUACUUCUAAGUUAUUGUGACAA